GAAAAGAAAAACAACUUCAUUUGGAGGGUGGGAAAACGAGGAUCGUCGAGACGAAUUCUCGUGGUCGAUCUGUGAUGUCUCAUAUACUGUGCAGUGUGGGUAGUGCUAUAACUUCAGAGGAGUGUAAGAGUUACUAGUGAAACGAGAUUGGAUAUCGUGUUGAUUGUUGUGAAAUUCGAAUAAUUUAAAUAAACAUGGCGGUGAAGAAGGUUUUGUCUUGGGCAUUGCUUUGACUCUCCUUGGUUAAUUUACAUGGCGACUGCUUCCACUAGCAGUACGAAUAUGUCGAUUGAAAAUUCAUCCGGAAGCUCAACCACUGAGGACUGUGGUGCACAUGUUAAGAUCGAAGAAGAUUUUCUAAAUUCUGGUCGAACAGGCCGUCGUAAUGCCAUACCUGAUAUUUAUUGCCCACAGUCAAGGGUCUCAACUGCAGAAUUACCUACAAAUUUUGCCAGACUGUCAUGUGAAGAUUCUGGCCAACCCCAAGUGUCAUCAAACGCUAAUCUGGGGCCCAAUUCCUGAUAGAAUGACUCCAAUUUCCUCAGAUACUCAUUUUUUUUUGCAAGAAGUGAUCCACUAGCUGACACAGUGUACCAUCCUUGCUUUCACAAGUUAUCGUCUUAAUUUCAUUAUUCAGUACUAUAUUGAAUGUUGGGUUGUAAAUCCCUCUGCUAGUUUUUACUUUUCUCUUUUUUAACUUUUGUCAAAUCAAUACACACUUGUCAAUAAUGAGGUGACAAUUUGAUGAAAA
Daphnia magna is the source of this 751-nucleotide messenger RNA. RefSeq lists its product as uncharacterized. Gene Ontology annotation, molecular function: cAMP-dependent protein kinase inhibitor activity. The transcript is spliced from 2 exons. The record is from RefSeq and is a predicted model, not a curated record. The coding region runs from base 253 to 522 and encodes 89 amino acids. Gene Ontology annotation, cellular component: cytoplasm; nucleus. NCBI's taxonomy places the organism in Eukaryota, Metazoa, Arthropoda, Branchiopoda, Diplostraca, Daphniidae. Gene Ontology annotation, biological process: negative regulation of cAMP-dependent protein kinase activity.